AGGUUCAAAACAUGAAGAUCAUCUUCCUGCUUUCAAUACUUACAUCUUCCAUCGUCGCGAAAACAUCAAAAUGUCACAGCUGUUUCAUGGGAGUGUGUUACCAACGGACGAAAAUCUUCGGCGGCACUGAAGCGACAUCUACAGGCGAUACUUACCAAAUAACUGGACAACUUGCCGUUGAUAGAAAUAAGGAAAAAAACAUACUAUAUUUCCAUUAUGUUAAGAAUAAUAUAGACUACACUGGAGCAUAUGAUUUAAACAAUGAUAUAGCUUAUACGAUUGCUAAUAUUACCUUUUCAUUUGCCCGCGCCGUGGCUCCUAACGGAGAUGUAUAUAUGUCUGGUCCUAAAGGUAUUUACAAAUAUAAUUCAGCUUCAAAUACUACAGUUUUACACGGACUUAAAGAUUCUACAGUUUGGCAUAUGCAGUACAAAGAUAAGUUAUACUACAACAUUCAUUCUGAACCGGGUUUGAAUGUUUUAGAAAAAAAAGCUUCACCUAUUUCAAGUUUAAUGUCUUUUAUGAUAGAAGAUUUUGUAAUAGAUAAAUAUGGUGAUAUAUAUUUUUUGGCGAACAUGACUAUAUAUCGUUUGAAGCAUGAUUCUAAAGAAGUUGAAGAUUUAGUUGAUCAAAUAUAUAUUUUAACUACAGAUAGGAAUGGAAAUGUAUAUUUCGCGCACACUGCGACUUCGGGUAUAUAUAAGAUAGAUUAUUCUAUAGAUAGAAUUGUAAGUGUAGGAGCCUUUGGUGGUAACGGUGGAACACCUUUGAAAUUCGUGUUCGAUAAUUUAAAUAAUGUUGUAUAUCUUGAUGAAGAUCAGGCGUUGUAUUUUCUAAGACCGACGUAUAGAGGUUGUAAAGUAUCUUCAAAUGUUACGGGGAAGAGAAGAAUGCUUAGUGUUCACGCUACAGAUGUGUGGGUUGCCUCAUAGGACCUUAAAGUCACAAUAUCUGAAGUGAUAAAGCAAUUGUACAUAUUUUUUAAAUAAAUUAUUAAAUUUUUUACUAAGUUUUUUAAAUCGCCUACAGACUUCACUACAUUCUUCUGACUUAGGUAAAAACCAACAAUAACCAAUAUAACCAUUACCAAAUUAUACUAUAUUCAAUUUAAAAAAAAUUAAUUCAAAAGAUAAACAUGUAAAUGUUAUUUCAAUUCGUUUUAUUUUUAAAACAAAAUAUACAUUUUUGUCAUGAUAUAUUUUAACAAUUAUUUAAUUCUUAACACAUCAUACAUACAAAUUUUAGCAUAUUUUUAACAGCGAUACGAAUUUUUUCAACCGACUUUUUAUUUCAGAACUUGUUUUAGGUUUAACCAGUUCGUAAAAUUAACAUACAAUUUUUUAUUUUAUAUGAUAUCCUUUACUUUAAAGCCCACAACGAUGGAGGCAAAAAAUGUGAUUAAAAGUACACUCUUAAUUCCGUGACAUAAACCUUAUAUAUGUGACGUCCCACGGGCAAAGGUACCUUUUGCCGCGGAACGUCAUAUAUGUAUAUUUUUCUUAUAACCUUAAUUUAAUAUUUUUCCCACAGUCUUCAAUAAUAUUUCAAGCGGACCCCAGGCUCCCAUGAGCCGUGGCAAAAUGCUGGGAUAACACGAGGAAGAAGCCUUUAAUAAUUUUAAUCCUUAAGUAUUUAGACAAUUAUAAAUCUAAACAUUUUUCAUACAAUCACCAAAUUUUACUCAUAGCCCUUCAAUCAUUUUAGUAAAGCAAUAUUUUUGACCCAAUAUGUCCCAAAUCCCAAUCACCUCUGAGGUUAGCCUUAAAAAAAUCUAUUUCACAUAGCCUUAUUCUUCUUUUUUUUUU
This is a messenger RNA of Cydia fagiglandana, 1805 nucleotides long. RefSeq names its product ommochrome-binding protein-like. The record is from RefSeq and is a predicted model, not a curated record. The coding region runs from base 12 to 932 and encodes 306 amino acids. The transcript is spliced from 2 exons. Lineage: Eukaryota; Metazoa; Arthropoda; Insecta; Lepidoptera; Tortricidae.